This is a messenger RNA of Brassica oleracea var. oleracea, 2250 nucleotides long. Its product is annotated as putative pentatricopeptide repeat-containing protein At1g28020. Gene Ontology annotation, cellular component: mitochondrion. The coding region runs from base 1 to 2250 and encodes 749 amino acids. NCBI's taxonomy places the organism in Eukaryota, Viridiplantae, Streptophyta, Magnoliopsida, Brassicales, Brassicaceae. The transcript has a single exon. The record is from RefSeq and is a predicted model, not a curated record. Gene Ontology annotation, molecular function: protein binding.
AUGAUGUCGCAUAAUCUCCAGCACCAUACGAGGAGUAUCCUCGCUCACAGUAGCAGGACUCUAUUAUUCUGCUCCUACACAAACGGAACCCUACCGUCUUCCCCAAGGCACAGCACUACUACUCUGCAUAGCCGUAUCGAAGCCGCUUCAGAAGGCAAAACAGCAAUCACUAGGGUUCUUGAACAAUGGAGACGUCAACAAAAAGGUAAGCAAAUAAACCCUUCGAUGGUGAGAGUACUCGUGGAGGAGCUUAGAGACUCGCAACGUUUUCGUCAAGCCCUAGAGGUAUCUGACUGGAUGAUUGAGCAUAAGCUAUGCAACCUCAUCCCUGAAGACUUCACAGCUAGGUUUUGUCUUAUAGAGAACGUGUUGGGGUUGAAAGAAGCUGAGAAGUUCUUUGAGAGCGUCCCGGAGAAUCAGAGAGGUGAAGCGAUCUACACCGCUUUGUUGAACAGUUACACGGUGAAGAAGGAUCUUGUUAAAGCUGAAGGUACUUUCAAGAACAUGAGGGAGAUAGGUUUGCUUUUGAAGCCUUUGCCUUACAACUCGAUGAUGUCUCUCUACUUCUCUGUCCGAAAGAGAGACAAGGUCGAUGAGAUUAUGCGAGAGAUGAAGGAGAACAACGUUCAGUUUGAUACUCUCACCGUGAACAUUGCUUUGAGAGUGUAUGCUUCUGUGUCUGACUUGUUGGCAAUGGAGAAGCUUCUUGCUCAUUGGGAAGGGACUAUAACGCUGCAUUGCCUCACGUCACUUGACAUGGCAAAGGCUUAUCUAAGAAAUGGUUUCAAGGUUAAGGCGAGGGAGAUGCUUCUUAGAACAGAAGAGGACCACAUAGAUCCUGAGUCCUAUGCUGAACUCUUGACGCUAUAUGGUGAAGCUGGAGAGAGAGAAGACGUUUACCGUAUAUGGGACUUGUACAAGAUGACAGAGAAGCAAGAUAAUGAUGGGUUUAGAGCUUUGUUUGGAUCUCUCUUGAAGCUUAAUGAUCUCAGUGGGGCAGAGGAGAUUUACUACAACGAGUGGGAUGGCUCUGGUCUUGAUUUCGAUGUCCGAAUCCCGACAAUGUUGGCUUCUGGUUACCGCGAAAAGGGACUCGUUAAGAAGGCAGAUAAGCUGAUGAUUAAAACCAUAAGAAAUGAAAAAAUGGUUAGACCUAUUGGUCAGUUGCUUGUGGAAUGGGGCAAGAAAGGGAACCUAGUGGAGCCUUCUUACAUGAGAGAACUUAUCAAGGAUCUUUGUGACUCAAAACAAUACCCUAAAGCACUUGAGGCAUCAACAUGGGUGAGUGAAAGAAACUUGUUUGCUCUUUUCCCUGAGGACUAUGCAGCUAGGCUUCAUCUCAUUGACAAUGUAUUAGGUUUGGAACAAGCAGAGAAGUUUUUUAAUUGUAGCAUGCCUGAGAACAUGAAGAACUACUCUGUCUACUCUACACUCCUAACCACAUACACAAGAUCAUCCAAAACUGUGGAUAAAGCAGAAGCCACUUUUGAGAAGAUGGAAGAGCUAGGGUUCCUAUUAAACUCCACACCAUUCAACUCAAUGAUAUCUCUCUACAGUGAGAUGAGAAAAAGAAGCAAGGUCAUGAAGCUUCUAGAGAAGAUGAAGGAGAAGAACAUAGAGCCGGAUAAUGUCAUAAUGAACCACGUUUUGAGAGUUAACGCAUAUGUAUCAGCCAUGGAAUGCAUGGAGAAGUAUAAGAGAGAAUGGGAAGACAAUAAUCUCAAACUUGAAGUGAGGACUAUGGAUGCAAUAGCAAAGGCUUACGAAGCAGAAGGGUCAACACUAAAGGCUAUAGAGAUAACGUCGAGUAAAAAAGAAGUGUACCGUCUAUGGGAUGCGUACAAGAAAGAUAGCGUGGGAGACAUGAGUAAUGAAGGGUAUAGAAGUGUGAUUAGGUCUUUGUUGAAGCUAGACGAUGUGAAAGGAGCACAAGAGGUAUUUAACGAGUGGAAGCCAGAGAGAUACGAGUUUGAUUCUAGGAUUCCGAGUUUGCUGAUCUCUCGUUAUUGCGAGGAGGAGAAGUAUAAUGAAGUGAAGACAAGGGAUGUAAUGAAGUUGAGUAGAAAGAAGAGGAGAGGGUUGCAGUUUGAGUUGUUUAAGGAUGUAUGUGUUAUAUUAACGGCUACUUCAUUUGGGGUUGGGUUUGUUCCGUGCAUGGUAUGGAUUUGUGGAGGAGAGACCAUUACUGUUUGGGGCUCGCUAGGGGUAGUAGUCACUGGUAUUGUUUUAGCAGUUACAAAUUCUUUUUGA